Messenger RNA from Fonsecaea erecta, 4491 nucleotides. RefSeq lists its product as hypothetical. Gene Ontology annotation, biological process: phosphorelay signal transduction system; phosphorylation. The record is from RefSeq and is a predicted model, not a curated record. The coding region runs from base 1 to 4491 and encodes 1496 amino acids. Lineage: Eukaryota; Fungi; Ascomycota; Eurotiomycetes; Chaetothyriales; Herpotrichiellaceae. The transcript is spliced from 2 exons. Gene Ontology annotation, molecular function: phosphorelay sensor kinase activity; protein binding.
AUGGUUCGUGGAGAUGGAGAUGGAGAUGGCGAUGUCGAUGUCGAACUCAGACCGCCCGACCUUGGUGUUUCUGUACAAUCUCAAGCCUCUUCACAAUCCAUUGCUGCUAUUGCUGCUGCUGCUGCUGCUACCACCACCACAAUCACCACCACUACCACCAUCACCGCUCACGCUGCUGAAGCUGAGGAACGCAAUGCCACCGCGUCUUCUGCCCACGAUUUCUUCAUCGACCUGCCUCAACUCCCCAUGGCGACCGAGAUUGCACUGGCAGCCCUCGCGAAGCUGCCGACACCAAUUCUCGUCCUCUCCUCCUUGAAAACGGUCCUUUUGGCCAAUUCUGCUGUGGGAAGGCUGUUGGGGGCGGAUCAAGAUGAUCCUGACUUCAAUUAUAACGAUUUUCUCAAGGGCCAGACACUUUCUCAACUAGGGAUUGACAUGGUCUUGGAUGGUGGCGUUCCAAUAUGGGUCAGCUGGGAAAGAUUUCUAGACAACCUUGCCAGUGACUUGCACCCUGUUGCAGGAGAAAAGAUGCCUUCGAGGAAUUUGCUGCGCGAUGUACAGAGCGGAGAGACAACUCCCAUUGCUGUUGCCGAAGCCGCUGCACGAGGUAGGCCGCAGCUGCAAAAUCGGACUGAAAUGACUCGAGACACCGUCGUCGAUGUGAUCAUCUCCAGUCAUCGUGCCCAAAAACCAUGUCGCAGUCGUCGACAGAAACCUAGCAGGGCCCAUCGUCCUGUCCACAUCACUUGUCGAAUGAUAAUCAGUAUUUGGGAGUUAGAGGGACAACAAUUCUUCACUUUGACAUUCACAAGUUCAGCAGGGCAAACUUCCCAAAGACCAUUGUCACACUCAUCGGGCACUACUCGUCAUCCCUCGUCCCAUUCAGCCAGGUCCUCCCGUUCAUCACAUUCCCAGACACCUGCCUCCUCCACUGGGACCUCUCAGGUCACGUCGCCCGCAGAACAGCCACAAGCAGGUUCUUUUCCUCCCAUCGCCCCUCCAACGCAGUGCUCCGCCCCAUCCGUCCCGACAGACUUUCAGAAGGUCCUGAAGAUGAAGAACGCUAUGCUGAACGCAAUCGAAAUCCCCCUGAUUGCCAUGUGGAAAGAUGAGAGCGCGGUGUUCCCAAACCUCGCUGCCAGAAAGUUACUGGCGGUUGAGACUGAUCCCACCUCGGACGAGUCUUACGAUUUCAUGUCGCGCUUUCGUCCAUGGACUGCAGAUUUCUCCCGAGAGCUUCAAGAGGACACCAAUCCCGUCCUCGCUCUGUGUCGAACUCAGCAGCCUUUUACAAAUUGGCAGAUUGGCCUCAUCAACGACAGGACGGGCAAAAAGUCCAAUUUCGACGUGAGCGGACAUCCAGUCUACGACGAAAAGUCCGGAGAGUUUCUUGCAGGUUUGAUAGCGUUCAAGGACGUCACAGAAUAUACCGAAAAGAUUGCACACCAAACAGCAGAAAACGAAGAGCAAUUUCGCCUCAUUUGUGAUAUGAUGCCACAAAUGAUCUGGACCACGAGAGCCGAUGGCUAUCAUGAUUAUUACUCUAAAAGAUGGUAUGACUACACUGGCAUGACUCCAGCGACUUCCCUGGGUUCAGGAUGGAAAUUGCCUUUUCAUCCGGAGGAUAUGCCCGAAACCACCAACAGAUGGCGUCAUUCUCUCGAGACCGGAAACGAGUACAUUACGGAGUAUCGUUGCAGGAGAUUUGACGGACAAUGGAGAUGGAUGCUCGGGAGAGCCUUGCCUAUGCGUGAUAACAAGACAGGCAAGAUUGUGAAAUGGUUCGGCACGUGUACAGAUAUCCAGGAAGUCGUCGAUGCCAAGAUUUCCGGGCAAAGGGUUCAACGACAAUUGCUGGACGUGCUGAAACACUCGCAAAUGACCAUGUGGAUUCUCGAUCGGCAGCUCAACGUCAGCUUCCAUGAAGGCUCCUUCGUCAUGGGCGAUGCGACAACCGACAGGAUCAUCGGAGCCCCUGUUCUUGAGGUUUUGCGCACUCGUCUUAAGCCGAAGGCUAUUGAUCAAUUCAGCAAGGCUCUGUCUCGUAUCUUAUCCGGAGCUUCUGACCUGGAAAUCUGCGAGAAUGAGGUGAAUUCUAGAUGGUUCCGAUCCAAGAUGGUACCGUUGAAGGGCAAAACCGGCCCCAAUAGGGUGGAAGAUGAAAACUAUAUUGCGGGAGUUAUUGUCAUUGGAUCUGACGUGACCUCCCUGCGGCACAAAGAGCAAGAAAACAUUAUAUUGCUUGCGAAGGAGACCGCGGCUAAAGAAGCGAGCAAGAUGAAAAGCAGCUUUCUCGCCAACAUGUCUCAUGAGAUCCGGACGCCCAUCGCAGGAGUACUGGGAAUGUCGGAGUUGCUCAUGGAUACUUGCCUGGAUCUGGAACAAAGCGAGUUCGCCCAAAACAUUCAGAGAUCCGCCAACUCUCUUCUUACCGUCAUCAACGACAUUUUGGACUUCUCCAAGAUCGAGUCGGGCCGGCUUGACAUUGAGGAGGUGCAGUUCAGCUUGAACCACGUACUCCGCGAGGUUGCCAAAAUGCUUUCAUUUGCAGCUCAACGUAAAGGACUGGAGUUCAAGAGUGCCAUUGAUAUCAGUUCAUCCGAGCAACUUAUUGUAUUGGGCGAUCCUGGCCGAAUUCGACAAAUCUUGGUCAACCUCGUAACCAACAGCAUCAAGUUCACUUCCAAGGGCUUCGUCAAGCUAAGCACUCGCAUCGUUUCCGAAUCCAACGACACGAUCACGAUCGAAUUUUGUGUUGAAGAUAGCGGCAUUGGCAUAGAAGAAGAAGUCAAGAAGAGAUUGUUUAGGCCAUUCACCCAAGCAGACUCAAGCACCGCGAGGCGGUUCGGAGGGACCGGUCUCGGCUUGACAAUAUCCAAAAAUUUGGUAGACCUGAUGCAUGGGACAAUUCGUCUGGAUUCGAAGCUUGAUGCAGGGACCAAAGCUAUUUUCACCAUUCCAUUCAAGAAACUUGAAUAUCAAACUGGAUCUCCUGUGCCUGAGCGAGAAGUCGGCACGAUACCCGAUCGGACACAGCCUGAUUUGUCUUGCUCCAAAGACUCGUCCAACGAAGACGUUCGAAAACAUCGCAAAAUUAUGACCCUAGCCAGGUCAUCCGGAGACACAAGUGCGGGCGGCGACCAUGCUCGGACGAGGCUAUCAAGUCCAGGAGUCGGAACUCCCAUGCCUGAACUAGAGAGAGAUCAGAUACAUAUCUUGGUCGUUGAAGACAAUCCUGUCAAUCAGCAAAUUGCUCUUAGAUUCAUCAAAGCAUUGAAGUUCUCUGCUAUUGCCGUGUGGAAUGGCAGAGAAGCCCUAGAGUAUCUUCUCAAGGCCACUUCGCCCGACCUUACUCCAGCACAAUCACAACAGUAUCCGAUUCCUUCACUUAUACUAAUGGACGUGCAAAUGCCUGUCCUGGAUGGCUACCACGCCACACACCUGCUUAGGCAUCACGCUCCAUUCACAGAGUUUGAGGCAAUCUCGAAAAUUCCUAUUGUGGCCAUGACUGCUUCGGCGAUUCAGGGCGACCGAGAAAGGUGCGAGAUGGCGGGAAUGGACGACUAUAUGGCCAAACCAGUCAAGCGGCCUCUAUUGGAGAAAACCAUACUGAAAUGGAUAUCCAGGGCACGCGAAGGCUUCAGGCACCGGAAUUGGUCAGAAACUCCCACAGAAUCUCAGCAACCAUCCUUCGGCAGCGCGUGCACCGACCAUUCGUCGACUUGCGGGCAAGCCGAUGCCAUUGCCACCGAGUUCUUUGCUCGAAAUGGACAAUCAAGCAUUUUGCUCGCCCCAGCAGAUCGGCACCGGUGUGCCUCAGGAGACAGUGCCACUGGUGUAGACGGCAAAGCUGCCGCGCUGCGGUCCAGCAUUUCUAGGGCCAUCCUUGCUGAGGAGAUCCCGGGAGGCGGGACAGAAGGGGAUCGAACAAUGAGGAGAGUCGAAGCCGAAGACAAAGCGCAGGCACUCCGGGACGCUAAACUGUUAUCGGUGACUGACUUAAGCCAUCGUCCAUCUAUGAUCGCUCCCGCGAUCAUGGUCGAUGGUGACUUUAUGCCGACUCCUCAUCCAUCCGAUCUUGUCCAACCGGCCGCUGGAGGUGCCAGAUCUUCCACGAUGUUCGCUUUGACGGAAGAGAAUGUGUACCGCUUCAACAACACACAGGACCACGGCUCUAUAGCCUUGGGAACCGUGUCCCCAGAGAUGAGCUUUGACGGAUUAGUCUAUCCUCUCUCAGAACUUCCUGGCCCGCCGCCGGAAGCGACGCUCGCUGCAGUAGACCUGGCUGGCGUCGAUGCCAACGCCGAAGUCUUGGUACCGUCGAUUGUCGGAAUGGCAGUGUCAUCGACUCCGCCGUCGGAAAAUGUCACAUCAUCUGCAACUCCGGCUAGUGACCGGCCUCAAAGUCGACAAGACGUGGGUGGGCUACAUCCUGACGGCCGACGGAUAAGCGAUUGGAGCAUGAGUACAGCACGGCCAGGAAAAAGCUGA